Gadus chalcogrammus (walleye pollock) is the source of this 970-nucleotide messenger RNA. RefSeq names its product dickkopf-related protein 1-like. Gene Ontology annotation, cellular component: extracellular region. Gene Ontology annotation, molecular function: receptor antagonist activity; co-receptor binding. NCBI's taxonomy places the organism in Eukaryota, Metazoa, Chordata, Actinopteri, Gadiformes, Gadidae. The record is from RefSeq and is a predicted model, not a curated record. Gene Ontology annotation, biological process: multicellular organism development; negative regulation of canonical Wnt signaling pathway. The coding region runs from base 155 to 970 and encodes 271 amino acids. The transcript is spliced from 4 exons.
UUAGAGCCUGCAGACUUCGCCCCUCCACGCCUGGACCUAGUGACGGUGAAUGUGACUGGAAGUCCACUGUGGUGUUUUUUGGGGUUCGUGGAUUUUUUGUGGUUCAAAAAGGGUUUUAUUUUUCCCCGAAACACCGUUUAUUUGAAUCGUAGCUAUGUCUAAGGGAGGUACCUUAAAGUUUUUGUCGGCGUGUCGCGUUAUGGCUUUGUACCUCACGCUCUUUGGAUACUUUGGGAAUGUAUAUUCUGGGACGGUUUUGGUGAACUCCAAUAACGCGAUCAAAAACCUGCCCGGCGGAGGGGCCAAACCCUCGGACGCGGUCAGUCCGAGUCCUGGCACCUCUCUUUCUGAAAGCAUUGUGCAGAAAGCACCCGUGGAAACGUUACAGCCGGGAGCGUGCACAGAGGAUGACGAGUGCGGAGCAGAUGAGUUCUGCAACGACGUCCGCGGUGCGUGCCUGCCCUGCCGAAAGAGCCGCAAGCGGUGCGGGCGCGACUCCAUGUGUUGUGCUGGAAACCGCUGUAGCAACGGAGUUUGUCAGGCCAACGACGUGUUGGACCCCGUCACGGAGAGUGUUUUUUUGCGCAGACACAACAGCACCAUGGAGCACCAUGCCAAGAGACCCCCCCCUGCCAACGGUGGUCCGAACCAGUCUGUUAAAGGUCAGGAGGGAGACACGUGCCUGAGGUCGUCCGACUGCUCCGAGGGUUUCUGCUGCGCGCGCCACUUCUGGUCGCGCAUCUGCAAGCCGGUGCUGAGCGAGGGCCAGGUGUGCACGCGCCACCGCAGGAAGGGCGCCCACGGCCUGGAGCUCUUCCAGCGCUGCGACUGCGGCGACGGGAUGGCCUGCCGGCCUGAGCGGGGUGGCGGGGGUGGGGCCGCCGAGAGGGAGCACGUGGCCCCCCCGGCGGCGGCGGCGGGGGCCGGCCGCACCGGCGCCCGGAACCUACACACCUGCCAGAGACGCUGA